Trichoderma atroviride IMI 206040 is the source of this 1938-nucleotide messenger RNA. RefSeq lists its product as uncharacterized. Gene Ontology annotation, cellular component: plasma membrane. Lineage: Eukaryota; Fungi; Ascomycota; Sordariomycetes; Hypocreales; Hypocreaceae. The record is from RefSeq and is a predicted model, not a curated record.
UUCUCCCGGUCCCUCGUGGCCGCGGUUGCCACGCUCUCACUCGUGACAUCCACGCAAGCCUGGAACGUGGAGCUGCCUCCUUGCCUGGACAAAUUUCAACCUUUUGUCUACUCUGGCUGCUUUCAAGAUGGCGGCCCCGGUAAUCCUAAUGCUCUCAUCUUCCGCUCAACUUUGUCUUCGAACAACAUGACUGUGGAGGAAUGCGUUUCCGAGUGCAAAGGCAAUGGCUUCCGUUAUGCUGGCCUCGAGUACUAUGGUAUUUGCUUCUGUGGCGGCACUGUUGACGGGCCUCAAAUCGAUGACUCUCAGUGCAGCUUUCCCUGCAACGGUAACAAAUCUGAGACAUGUGGUGGAAACAACAUCCUCUCCGUUUGGCAAGACCCGACAUUCCCUACUAAGCAAGUCACCGUCGGCGAUUACAAGGCUGCUGGCUGCUAUUCGGACAACUCGCAACAAGGUCGUGCUCUUUCCUGGUCGGCAGAUGUUGACUCUUCCACUUUCACCACCGAGUCUUGCUUGGCUGCCUGCGAGGCAGAAGGCUUCCCAUUGGCUGGUACCGAGUUUGGAAGCGAAUGCUGGUGUGGCAACGUUCUUGCAAACAGCACCGUAAAGGUAGACGACUCGCAGUGUAAUUUCGCUUGCAACGGCAACUCCUCAGAGACCUGCGGUGGACGUGGACUCUUGGACCUGUACAUUGCCACAGAUCUUGAGUCUUUGGAGCCGUGUGGCUGGGUGCCUCCCUCCAGCAGCAGCACGACCUCAAUCUCGACAACAACGCUGCCCCCUUCCAGUAGCAGCACGACCUCUUCAAGCACGACAACAUCUCUGCCCCCUACUACCAGCAGCACAACCUCUACAGACUCAACAACAUCUCUGCCUCCCACCACCAGCAGCACAACCUCUUCAGUCUCGACAACAUCGCUGCCUCCUCCACCCUCCUCCACCACAGAUGAUUGCGAAACGUCUUCCACGUCCUCCACGUCUUCCACAACUUCCACCUCCACUACAACGACUUCCACAUCCUCCACGAGUACCACCUCACCGCCCCCUCCCCCUACCACAACAACCUCCAAGACUACCAGCACCACAACCACCAGUUCUCUGUGCACGGCCACCGUCACCACUCCACCUUCGUGCGAGUACAAGUGCGGUGACUGGUGUUUCCCUCCUCUGCCCGACUGGAACAAUGAAAAGGACUGUCUGAAGGCUUAUGCUACCUGCGCAGCUGGUGUCGCCUCUUGCUUCGCUCAGGCUGGCUUCCCCGGCGCUCUUCAAUGCUUCAACUUUGGCCUGUGGUGCAGUGGCAUUCAGCAGUACUGCAGCUCGACCUGUUUGUUCGGGAAAUGCUCCAAGGGCGACUGCUGGAACCACAACCCCGGCCAAGGUGGCAGUCCUCCCAAGACGACCACCACCGUCGUUCCGUGCUCAGCGACGACCACAACCAAGCCUCCGGCCACCUCAACGACGGCCACCCAGUGCCCUCCUCCUCCCACCAACAUCUGCACGCAGCCUUCCAACCCCAAGUACGGGUACGGUCCAGGAAACCCCGUCGGCGGCAUUCCCCUGCCUCUUGUCAGCUGCAAUGACAUCUACAGCGACUGGCGCACCAACCCCUUCAAGCUGUACAUCAACCAGAACAGCCGGAACUGCCCCUCGUAUCCUCCCUCAGGCUGCGGCAAUGCUUGUUCUGAUGCGUGCAAGGAGCAAUACACGCAAUGCACAAACGUCUACCAGAAGGGCUGCCAGGAUGGCUCCAGCGGUCGAUUCAAGCGCGGCGAGGCAGCCAAGCGUUUGCUCGGCAUCAGCCAGUUCACGGCAAACUGGGGCUUUGGAGACAACACUCCUUCCAACGCGGCCAAGAAGUGCCAGGCCCAGUACCAAGACUGCUUGGCGGUUAACAAGAAUGUUAACCCCAAGCAACAGUGCAAGACAUGGGGC